AUGUCCAUCUUCCACUCCAGCGUCCGCCUCGCCGCCAGCGCCACCACCGCCACCGCUACCUCGUCCCUGACCUCGUCCUCGUCCUCGCACGCCGUCACCACCGCCCUCCGCCACUCGGCCACCUUCGCGACCGCCGCUGCAGCCUCGACCAUGUCCGCAUCGACAUCGACGCCAAGACCCCGCGCCUCGUCUCCCUCUUCCUCGUCGUCGUCCCUGGGCAGCCGCCGCUCGUCGUCGCCCACCAACAUGGCCGUCGACGCAAACGCCUACUCGUCGUCGUACGCCACCACGGCCUCGGUCGGCAGCUCGCGCGGCUUCGCCUCGUCGUCUUCCCCGUCGUCGUCGUCGUCGUCGUCCUACAAGCCCGUGCUGACGACAAAGACCAUCAACCCCAACGUGCUCAAGACCGAGUACGCCGUGCGCGGCGAGCUGAGCAACCGCGCCAACAAGUACGCCCAGCUCAUCGCCGACGGCAAGGCCAAGCAGGAGGGCCUCCCCUUUGACUCGGUCGUCACCGCCAACAUUGGCAACCCGCAGCAACAGCCCUUCCUGGCGCAGAAGCCGCUCACCUUUUGGCGGCAGGUGGCUGCGCUGACCGAGCUGCCGGAGCUCAUGGACACGCCGGGCAUGGACAAGGUCUUCCCCGCCGACGUCCAGGAGCGCGCCCGGCUGCUCCUCGAGGACGUGGGCAGCGUCGGCGCCUACUCGCACUCCAAGGGCGCCUCGGUGGUGCGCAAGCACAUUGCCGAGUUCAUCGAGGAGCGCGACGGCUACCCGGCCGACCCGGAGCUCAUCUACCUCACCUCGGGCGCGUCGGGCGGCGUCCAGCUGCUGAUGCAGGUGCUCAUUGCGUCGCGCGAUACGGGCAUCAUGAUCCCCAUCCCGCAGUACCCGCUCUACUCGGCCACGCUGGCGCUGUACGACGCCACGCCGGUCGAGUACGACCUCAACCCCUUCGACGACUGGAGCCUGGAUGUCGAGGCCAUGGCGAGGAGCAUCGACGAGGCGCGCGCCCGCGGCACCGACGUCCGCGCCCUGGUCAUCAUCAACCCGGGCAACCCGACGGGCCAGUGCCUGCUCGAGCAAAACAUCCGCGACCUGGUGCGCAUGGCGCACGACAAGCGCAUCGUGCUGCUGGCCGACGAGGUGUACCAGGCCAACAUCUACCAGCCCGAGACGCGGCCGUUUGUGUCGUUCAAGAAGGUGGUGCGCGAUUUCAGCAAGUCGAGCGACGCCGCCGAGCGCCGCAUCGCCGACGAGGUCGAGCUGGUGUCGUUCCACUCGAUCUCCAAGGGCGUGUCGGGCGAGUGCGGCCGGCGCGGCGGCUACUUUGAGCUGGUCAACAUCGACGCCGCCGUCGAGGCCGAGGUGUACAAGAUGGCCAGCAUCUCGCUUUGCCCGUCGCUGCAGGGCCAGAUUGGCGUCGACAUGCUGGUCAAGCCGCCGCGCGAGGGCGAGCCGUCGUACGACGUCUACCGGCGCGAGACCGAGGCGAUCCACGCGACGCUGCUGGAGCGCUCGGAAAAGAUGGCGGCCAAGUUUGAUGCGCUGCCGGGCGUCGAGGUGCAGCCGGCCCAGGGCGCCCUCUACCUCUUCCCGCGCGUGACGCUGCCGCCGCGCGCCCACGACGAGGCGAGGAAGCGCGGCAAAAAGGUCGACGAGUUCUACUGCCUCGAGAUGCUCGACAAGACGGGCAUCUGCGUCGUGCCCGGCAGCGGGUUUGGCAAGAUGCCCGAGAGGGACACGGGCGCCUGCUUUUUCCGCACCACGGUGCUGGCAAAGGAGACGGACAGCUUCAUCGAGCGCUACGGCAAGUUCCACACCGAGUUCCUCGAGACGUACAAGUAG
Molecule: messenger RNA, 1848 nt
Organism: Pseudozyma flocculosa PF-1
Lineage: Eukaryota; Fungi; Basidiomycota; Ustilaginomycetes; Ustilaginales; Ustilaginaceae
Exons: 1
Coding region: 1-1848 (615 amino acids)
Biological process (GO): biosynthetic process
Molecular function (GO): pyridoxal phosphate binding; L-alanine:2-oxoglutarate transaminase activity
Source: RefSeq, a predicted model, not a curated record